Messenger RNA from Drosophila takahashii, 1149 nucleotides. Its product is annotated as diphthine methyltransferase. The record is from RefSeq and is a predicted model, not a curated record. Gene Ontology annotation, molecular function: protein binding; diphthine methylesterase activity. Gene Ontology annotation, cellular component: cytoplasm. Lineage: Eukaryota; Metazoa; Arthropoda; Insecta; Diptera; Drosophilidae. Gene Ontology annotation, biological process: protein histidyl modification to diphthamide.
UUAUCGAUAGCCGACUGCCAGCAUGUUUACAACGCUCCACAGCGAGGACACGGAAUACUCGGCGGAUUCCGUGGAGUUCCUGCCGCAGGAUGAUCCGGAGGAGGAGGGCUACUUUGCCUGCGGCACCUACCAGCUGGUUCAGGAGGAGGGGGAGCAUGAGCAGGAGGCGUCACCCAAGUGCCCACGCAAGGGCCGCGUUUACUUGUACCACUUCGCCGACUCGAAUUCCCGCCUGCAGCGGCUGCAGUGCAUCGAAACGGCGGCCAUACUGGACAUGAAGUGGUUGCCGGCCUGCAGGGAUGAUGGAGCUGCCCACCUGGCGACGGUCAACUCGCUGGGUCAGCUGGAAACCUAUGAAUUCCUACGGGACGAGCAGAAGCUGGAGAGGCGCACGUGCUUUUGCCUGGCGGAGGAGCAGGAUCAGGAAGCCCCCUUGGCUCUGUCCCUGGACUGGCGGCGGGAGCAGGCGAUCCAGCUGGCCGUCUCCGACUCCAAGGGUGGCCUGCAUCUGCUCAAGUGCUCCCCGCAGGGUGAGAUUAUCCGGGAGCGCUCGUGGUCAUCUGGACAUGGCUUCGAGGCCUGGACCUGCGCCUUCGAUCGCUGGUCGCCGCACCUCCUGUACAGCGGCGGCGACGACAUGCUCCUGCUGGCCCACGACCUGCGCACGGAGCAGCGCGCCUGGAGCAACCGGACGCACAUGGCCGGCGUCACCUGCCUGCUGAGUCAUCCGCGGCACGAGCACCAUUUGCUCACGGGCAGCUACGACGAGCAGCUGCGCCUGUUCGACACCCGGGCGAUGAGGCGACCUCUGGCCGAAUUGAACCUGGGCGGCGGCAUCUGGCGGCUGAAGCCGCAUCCCCUGGCCAGCGAUCUCCUCCUGGCCGCCUGCAUGUACACCAACUUCAGUGUGGUGCAGCUGGACGCCAGUGCGCCCGGCCUGAGCCUGCUGGGCGCCUACGAGGAGCACGCGAGCAUCUGCUACGGCGCCGAUUGGGCUCCGUUUCGGAGCAGGGACGACGGCUCCUUGACCAUGGCCACCUGCUCCUUCUACGAUCACAAGUUGUGCGUCAGUCGCGUGGAGAUUGGCAAAUAAGUUGGCAUUUUUUUGUAUUUAAAUUGAUUUAAGUGUAGUUUUAUAGGGAAUUGUUU